Messenger RNA from Marasmius oreades (fairy-ring Marasmius), 324 nucleotides. RefSeq lists its product as uncharacterized. NCBI's taxonomy places the organism in Eukaryota, Fungi, Basidiomycota, Agaricomycetes, Agaricales, Marasmiaceae. The coding region runs from base 1 to 324 and encodes 107 amino acids. The transcript has 2 exons. The record is from RefSeq and is a predicted model, not a curated record.
AUGCCCUCGUUCCCUCAAAAUGUUGCUGAGGACUUCAGUUAUAGCAUUUCAAUUAUAUGGAUCACAUUCAUACUAGCCAUUGCAAAUUCGCAAAAACUUGGUCAAGAUCAGUCUCGCCUUCGUCGUAUUCUGCCAACCGUCUCCAAUGCCUUAUCAUGCCAGGUUGCGACUCCUGAGGUUAACCAACUUCUCUUCUCGCCGCAUCAGAGUACGGGAGAGGAAUACGACGCAUCAAUAGAGCCAUCUCUGGCGCCGUGGUUUGUUCUUGUAGACUCCCGCAUUGAACAGAACGUGUUACUAGCGAAUCCAACGAUACCGCUCUGA